UCCUCAAGAAGAAGUUUUGUCCCAAGAACCAUGUAAUAAGACUCAAAAGGCCUUAGUGUAGACUUCUGUAGCUCACCAUCUUCCUUUCUGAAGUUUUAUGGAAAUUCUUCAGAUAAUACAUUCUGUCUUGAUGAGGAAGAGUCCUUUAAAGAAAUAUGGUGAAUUACUACAAAGUCCUAGGAGUGCCUCAAAAUGCUUCCUCCUCUGAUAUUAAGAAGGCCUAUCACCAGUUAGCGCUUCAGGUCCACCCAGACAAGAACUCAGAAAACCGGGAGGCAGCUGAGGAGAAGUUCAAACAAAUAGCAGAGGCCUAUGCAGUCUUGUCAGAUGCCAAGAAACGAGACAACUAUGACAACACCAGGAGGCACUGCAUCAAAAGGGAAAACAGAGGAGAUGGCAGGGACAAGGAUUAUUUGAAGGAGGAACUGCGCUUUGCAAGGCCACACUGUGACUUUCAAAGCAUCUUUGAAGAUCAAGACUUCUUCUCAGGAGGCUGUUUUCCCACUGACAGUGUGGGAGGGGCCAGGAGAUUCCGCUCCUCCUUCUUUGAUGUGACCCCCAUCCCGGAUACAGGAUUUUCCACUUUUGUAUCCACGGGCUCUGGGCCAAAUUCCCCUUCCUCCAGGACAUUUGUACCCUUCAUAAGCAGUGGAAUGGGAAACUUCAAACUGGUCACCACUUACAGCCAGAUAGUGAAUGGCAAGAAAGUGGUUAUAAAGAAAGUUCUAGAAAAUGUCAGCCAAAAGACCGAAAGGGGAAAAGAACAUCUGUUUCAUCAGAUUCCUCCACGCCAUGGGAAAUUGACGGAAAAUCCCUGCUACUGAUGACAAGAAAUGAUGUGUUGACAGGACUUCAGUUAAAACUGGGGCCUGCUCUGAAAAUCUACGAGUAUCAUGUAAAACCUCUUCAGACAAAGCAUUUAAAGCACAACUCUUCCUAGUAGUCAAAUUGGGGUCUUGGACCUCAAAAAAUACAUAAUGAAAGAAUUUGGUUUCAUGUGAUGAAACUUUGUAAACAGAAUACAUACAUGUGUAUAUGUAAAGAAUUUCAAUCAAAUGAAACGUUAUCCUAUGGGAUAGACUAGGCAAUCCAUCGGCUAACCUGAACUCAGCCAGGAGGAGUGAGGACAUGGGAACAGGAUGGUUUACCUUGUUGACCUAGUCAAAUAGAGUGGUCUUUGAUGAGAUUAGAUACCCUUCCCCACAAGGAGGGUUUUCUUCAUAGAUUACUUUCCCAAAUUCCUUGAAAAAAGAACUGAAUGGAAUGAACAUCUUCCAGUUACAGGUGUAACUGACUGUAACAGGAAAGAUCAAAAGCAAGAAAACUUGGGGAGGGGGAUAAAAGAGAAAGGGAUUGCACCUCCCUUGGAGUCCUCUGCUCCUUAGAGCUUGUGUUAUUUGGAUGGAAUUGCCAACACCCUUUUUUAUAGAGGGUCCUCCACUUGACCUUAUUAAGGUUUCACUGGGAUAUGCUGCCAUGUUGGAGAUGGACGUACAUCAUGGCCCCUUUAGGAGCAGAACUGUAGCUCUGGAAAGAGAAACUCUGUUGUGUUUUGGGGAUAUCCAUCUAUCUUCAGUUAGCUUCAUGGGGGUUAAUGGUAUUUUCUGCAUAGAUCUGCUUUUAAAUUGAUUCUUGGUUUCUGAAGAAGACUUUUUUUUCACAUUAUGGUUUGUAUUUAUAAUAAUUUGUUUCUGAAGAAAUUUGCCAAGAGUUAUAGAUCAAAAAGCCUUGUUACCAGUACAGAAUAUUUUUCUAUAUAUAUAUUCCUUCAUGAUGGUGUAAUAUUUUUUUAAUUGCUCCAAUGCUUUGUUUGAUUUCUUAUUUGAGUACUUGUUUUUAAGAACUUGAAAAAGUGGGCUUGCUACAUCUCUGUUCAAAGAGACAUUUGUUCAGUCUCUGUGUGUCAAUGCCAUAUUGAACUGGUGCUUUGUGGUCACAAUAAAGCAUUGCUUAAGUUUA
Bubalus bubalis (water buffalo) is the source of this 1959-nucleotide messenger RNA. RefSeq names its product sterile alpha motif domain containing 13 (gene SAMD13). Gene Ontology annotation, molecular function: ATPase activator activity; Hsp70 protein binding. The coding region runs from base 156 to 824 and encodes 222 amino acids. Gene Ontology annotation, biological process: positive regulation of proteasomal ubiquitin-dependent protein catabolic process; protein refolding. The transcript has 2 exons. Gene Ontology annotation, cellular component: endoplasmic reticulum membrane; cytosol. The record is from RefSeq and is a predicted model, not a curated record. Lineage: Eukaryota; Metazoa; Chordata; Mammalia; Artiodactyla; Bovidae.